Chelonia mydas (Green sea turtle) is the source of this 6353-nucleotide messenger RNA. RefSeq names its product adenylosuccinate synthase 2 (gene ADSS2). The record is from RefSeq and is a predicted model, not a curated record. Gene Ontology annotation, cellular component: cytoplasm. Bases 111 to 1277 code for a protein of 388 amino acids. The transcript has 12 exons. Gene Ontology annotation, molecular function: adenylosuccinate synthase activity; GTP binding. Gene Ontology annotation, biological process: IMP metabolic process; 'de novo' AMP biosynthetic process. NCBI's taxonomy places the organism in Eukaryota, Metazoa, Chordata, Testudines, Cheloniidae.
GUGGAGGAGGCGGGGUCUGGGGGGGAGGAGGCGGGGUUGAGCGUGCCCCUGUGCCGCCUCAUGUGUACCCUGCCCUGGGAGCAGGAAAGGAGCCUCCGGCGGCGGCAACCAUGUCUGAGAAUGGCGCCUCAGCUCCCCCCGUCCCCAACGGCGAGUGUGCCGCGCGCCCGCCCGGCAACAAGGUGACCGUGGUGCUGGGGGCCCAGUGGGGCGACGAGGGCAAGGGCAAGCUGGUGGAUCUGCUGGCGCAGGACGCGGACAUCGUCUGCAGGUGCCAGGGAGGCAACAAUGCUGGGCAUACUGUUGUUGUAGAUUCUGUGGAAUAUGAUUUUCAUCUCUUACCCAGUGGGAUCAUCAAUCCAAAAGUCAUUGCAUUCAUUGGAAAUGGUGUGGUGAUUCACUUGCCAGGACUGUUUGAAGAAGCAGAGAAAAAUGUAAAAAAAGGAAAAGGACUAGAAGGCUGGGAAAAACGAUUAAUAAUUUCUGACAGAGCUCAUAUUGUAUUUGACUUUCAUCAGGCUGCAGAUGGCAUUCAAGAACAACAAAGACAAGAGCAAGCAGGAAAGAACUUGGGAACUACUAAAAAAGGGAUUGGUCCAGUGUAUUCUUCGAAAGCAGCUCGAAGUGGGCUCAGAAUGUGUGAUCUUGUUUCCGAUUUCGGUGAAUUUUCUGAGAGGUUCAAAGUGUUAGCUAACCAGUACAAAGCUAUAUAUCCAACCUUAGAGAUAGACCUUGAAGGGGAAUUGAAAAAACUCAAGGGCUACAUAGAAAGGAUUAAACCAAUGGUGAGAGAUGGUGUUUAUUUCAUACAUGAGGCUCUACAUGGACCACCAAAGAAAAUCUUAGUAGAAGGUGCAAAUGCAGCAUUACUGGACAUUGAUUUUGGGACGUAUCCUUUUGUGACCUCUUCGAAUUGUACAGUUGGAGGCGUUUGCACAGGUUUGGGUAUGCCACCUCAGAAUGUUGGGGAAGUAUAUGGAGUUGUAAAAGCAUAUACAACCAGAGUUGGAAUUGGUGCCUUUCCUACAGAACAAGAUAACGAAAUUGGAGAAUUGCUGCAGACACGAGGUAAGGAGGUUGGCGUGACCACUGGUAGAAAAAGAAGAUGUGGCUGGCUGGAUCUUGUGUUACUCAGAUACGCCCACAUGAUUAAUGGAUUUACUGCAUUGGCUGUAACAAAAUUGGAUAUCUUGGAUGUAUUUCCAGAAAUCAAAGUUGGAGUUGCUUACAUACUAAAUGGUGAAAUCAUACCUCAUUUUCCUGUCCACAAUUCUUGACAUCUGGGAUGCACUCCUCUCUGCAGUUCAUGGAGGCGGAUCAGAGUUUUAGAGCCUCAUGGUCAGGCCACCCCCUCUCAACUCCUGCUUGCUUCUAGUUUCUGUUUCUCUGUGGCAGCAUAUGGAUGGUGGUUUUUACAGCUGCUGCUUUCACAUCUGCCUAAAGGGGGUGCUUUUUUGUCAAAAUUUGGGGCAGUAGUGAGUAGUGGUCUUCCUCCCUGCCCCUACUCCCCCAGGCCAUUUUUAGCCAGAUGUUGGAACACCUGGAACAUCAGCUGCAGUGCUCCAUACUGGCUCCUCUGCACCUUCCAGGUAUAGUAGAGCAGUCUAAAAAGCAACAAAUGAAAUCCAAAUGGUGCUCCAUCUGUGAGACUGCAAGCUCAGCAGAUGUUGAAUUGUACUCCUCCUCUACCCACCUGAGCAUCUGCAGCUCCAAUGUGGGAAAAAUGGACCAGGAGUCUAUGGGCAGAGCAGGGAAGAACUCUAAGGAUGAGGAGGACCUCAGUCAACUCUGGGUAGCCCCAGGGGCCCCCUGGGGAACAAAAGGCAGACUUGCAGUGUCUCACUCCCCCUACGCCAUUCUAAAAUUGGUCUAGAGCACCCUGGGAAAAGAAGCAGAGCUCAGAAGCACUCUCUCUAUCCUUCCCAGUUUGGCCAGGAGGGCUUUGGAAAGGGUUCCCCUUCCCCUUCCAUGACGGAAUCAGACCCAGCAGGCGAGGACUCAGAAAGAGCUCUCAGGAGAGGAUUUCAGGCUCUCAGCACGGCUAGCUGCAAAAGGCCUCACCAAAGCUGUGACAGAGCUUGUAAGCUCUCAAAGCAAGCUAAAAAAAGCUAAUAAAUCAAAGUGGGAAAAGGGUAAGGAAAGGUGUAGAAGAUCUAAAAGGUAUGACUCCUCUGACACCUUUUCCUUCCCCUCCUCCACAGAGAAUGGUGAAUUGUUGGACUCUGUCUCCAAUCAAGACCAGGGAAAGACUCAGCAAAGCUUUUCCCCCUGAGAAAUUAAAGGCCAAUUCCAAGAGUAAGCCCCUGAGCAAAUUUCUCCCCUCAAAACCUCCCGAGGCUGUGAUUCCCAAUUACUUCUUCAAAGGAGGAGUAUAGGAGAAUGAAUGAGAUAAGCCAGACAAAGGCAAGCACAUUAACAGAAAUGAUCUUAUAUUCUAUAAGAUUCAGGAACCAAAAGUCCCGAUUAUGGAGAUACCAAAGGUUGAUGCUACAUCGUAUCCCUGGUUAAAUGUAUAGUUAUCCCCUCAGAAGUGGAAUUCUAAAGACCCCACAGAGAGUUGCCUCCAUUUUUCUUGCAAAGAUUUUUGAGGCUGUCUCAGCCUCCCUCAGGGCAUUCUUAGCUGCUGCUUGUUUUGUGAGAGCAUCUUUCUCCUGACUGGAAGAUCUCAGAGCCCUCAAGUAUCAAAAUCACCCUGACUUUGGCUUUGUUUUAAAGAAAGCUUCCCUGGCAACAGCGUCAGGAAGCUAUGACAUUCUUGGACAAAGCCCUGGCCUCCAUCUCAGUGACCAGGUGCCUCCUAUGGUACCAUCCCUGGAAGAUGGAUAGCCACUUGAAGCAGGUUCUGUGCUCUGCCAAAUUCAUGGGAAGCCUUCUGAGAGAAGCUAGAUAAGGUAGUGGCAGACAAAACCGCAAGAUCUAAACAGUCCUCUCGAAUGCCAAACCAUGCUUUUGAGAGAAAGUACAGGCUGGCCAUCAGGCAAAGGCAUUCCUUUCAGCCUUCAUCCUUGUGGAAAUGACAGCAGGUUCUCCAGAGGAAAGGCUUGGAACUGUGGCUUGGGAAGAAAGCCCUGGAGGAAUGGGUUACUUUGACCAUGGAUGGACCAGUGGGUCAGGAAGAUAUAUAGUGAGUCAGAAAUAUUCCAAGUUAUGGGCUCCACCCAAUCCAUUUUUCAUCGAGUCCCCAAUCUUGAAUGAUCCUGUAAAGUGCAGUCUAAUCCAGAAUGAGAUUUCUCACCUCCUGGAUAUGGGAGUAAUAGAGAGUGUUUCCUGAGAAGAAAGAUUCUUAGGGUUCUACUCCAUCUUCUUUAUUGUUCAGAAGUGUACGGGGGAAUCUGUUAUAGAUAUCAAAAAGCUCAACAAGUGGAUAAAGAAAACAAAGUUCCAGAUGGAGACCCUAACCUCUACAAUGUCAGGCCAGGGGGCCAUUCUGACUUCAGUGAAUCUGGUGGAUGCAUACCUCCACAUCCCUAUCAGACAAUGCCAUUGCAGGUUUGUAAGUUUUGCUUAUGGCAGGAGGUAUUAUCAAUAUCUCUGAUUAGGCUUGUCCUCGCCCCCCUAGGUCUUUACAAAGAUGUUGGAGAUAAUCAUAGCAAACUCAGGUCACAGGGAAUCCACAUGUAUCCCUUCCUAUAUGACGUCUUAACCAGAGCUCCAUCCCCAGCAGCUGCACACAGAGCUAUGUCUCUGACCUUGAAUCUGCAGGCUCAUGGCUUUAUUAUCAAUGUCAAGAAAAGUUCCUUGAAUCUGUCCACCCAGAUAACUCACUUGGAAAUGGACACAGACACUUUGAUGGCAAGGAUACAUCCAUCUCUAGAGAGGUUCCAGAAAAUUCAAGACUUCCUCACAUUGUUUUAGAACUGCAAGAGGCUAGCCAUUGCACUGAGCCUUCUUGGGCACAAUCACACAUCUGAAGCCUUCCAGGCUUCAUCUUAAAUGUAUGGUACUACUUCCCAGAAUGCUUGAAAGAUCAAGUAAGGGUUCUGGCACAGGUGAUCAACUCCUUAAAAUGGUAGUCAACCUAGGGCAGUACCUGCAAGGGUGCUCAUACGCCUUCCAGAUUCCCCUGAUCCUCACAACCAGUGCCAGGCUGGAGGACUGGGGAGCACACCUGGGGUCCCAAACAGCUCAAGACAUCUGGAACCUGGAGGAAGAGACCUAUAACAUAAACCUUCUAGAACUAAGAGCUGUCAAGCUGGUGCUACAAAUGUUCCAGUUCAGCCUAGAAGGGAACCAGUCCUGAUUAGGUCAGACACCACCAUCACUGUCACAUCUGUAUGACCAAGGUGGUAACAAGAAGGGCAGUGCAACAUGCUGAAGCAAAGGAAAUCACACAGAGGGCAGAACAUUCUUUCCUCUCCCUCAGGGCAGCUCACAUAAAGGGAGAUCUGAACCAGAAGGUGGACUGGCUCAACAGGAGCAAGGUGAACCACUCCAAAUGGUGCAUGAAUCAGGAAGUCUUCAAAUUGUCCAGUCGUUCAGCCUGCUCUCGACCAACCUAUUCACAAACCACAUGAAUGCAAAGAGACUAAAGUACUUUGCUAGGGAAAUAGACCCCAACUUCCCUGAGGACAGAUACCCAGUCACACAAAUGGCUACAGGGCCUCCUCUGUGCAUUUCCACCCUUCUCAUUAUUAGGGAAGGUGGUCUAGAAAAUAAAAUGAGAACAGGUGACAGUAAUAUUGGUAACACCCCAUUGGUCAAGGAGACCCUGGUUUUCGGACCUGGGAGAGCUGAAAUUGGGACCACCACUGCAGCUCCCAAAGAGACAAGGCAUCCUCUCACAAGGUCCUCUUCUUCAUCUGUAACCAAAUUAGCUGCAUCUAACAGCCUGGUUAUUGAAAGGGAAGCAGUGGUAUCAUUGUCUGUCCUCCAAAGCCAUCAGAACGCUUCUUUCUUCUAGAAGAGUACUGACUUGAAAGCAUACUCCUCUCCUGGGACCUAGUUUUGCAGCUGAUGCCAGGAAUGUGAAGCAAACCCUAGAAAUCCAAGACACAACCAGAAUUCUUGCCUUUUCUCCAAAAAGGCUUUGACAAAGGUCUCUAACCUAGCACCACUGCAUGUCUGGUGUCUUCCCUUAAUUGUGUGAUAUUCAUAUAAUUCCCAAGUUCUCUGGCAGAGAACCCCCAGGUAGCCAGAUUGCUUAGGGCGAUCCAGUCAUCCAAGCCAGCAAUUAGACCUCUCUUUUCCCAAGUGGGCCACUUGUACAGAGAGCCCUGACAAAGGGUCCCGUGGUUCCCUUGACGUCAAUGUCAGCAUUUUAUUUGUCCAUCACAACUUGCUUUCUGAUAGCCUUCGCGUCUGCCAGACAAGUGUUGGCGCUAUCAGCGCUCUCUAUGCAGGAAUCUUACUGCGUGUUUCAUGGUGGUCAGAACUCAAAAAUCAUUUUUCCCUGAAGGUGAGGUGGUCUUUCCGCUCUUCCCAAGAGGUGAUUCUACCUUCAUUCUGUCCAAGGCCACAGCAUCUCACUGAGAUGUGGCACACCUUAGGUGCCCAAAGGGUUCUGAAAAUGUACCUCAAAGGUACGGACUCCAUAAGGAGAUCAGGUGUUCUGUUUGUGUCCUUGGAAUUUUGGCUGAAAGGAUUAGGAGCUUCCAAGUCCUCUAUUGCUUGGUGGGUUAGACUAUGCAUUGUGGAAACAUACAAGGCAUCAGAGAUCCUAGUUCUAGAAGGAAUCGGAGCACGCUCCACGCGAUCCCUGAUGACCUCGUGGGCAGAAAGCGGUAAUGAAUUCACAAUGGAAAUCUGUAAGGCAGCCACCAGGUCAAAUGCACCUUUAUCACGCACUGCACAUCCUAUCCUCUGCAGAGGCAUCCUUUGGCAGGAAAGUGCUGCAGGUGCUUGCCCGGAUAUGAUUUUGGCCUUUGAGAAAAUAUUUAGAGAUGGGUAGGGAUACAGUUUUUCUUUUUCUGACCUUUUUCUAUAACCCUCUCUACAUCUGUUCACUGCUCGCUACUUCCUAAACGUCAGGAAUUGUGGGAGAUGCUGGGAUGCGGAACAGACAAUGUCUUACUGAUUAUUUCCUUUCUGCUAGCCGCAUCAUCUCCCACAAUUCUAUUCACCAUGGAUGGCUCAUGAGUCAAGAGUCAGAUAUUAAGCAGAAUUGUUACCAUAAGACCAUCUUCCUUGGUCUAAUGUACAUAGUUAUUUUUGUUAUCUCUAGAACAUUUUGUUAAUAAUGUUAUGAAAGUUUUACAGCUUGGGAAUAACUCAUCUGGAGGCAAGCAGGAGCUAAGGGGGCAUGGCCAGAACAUGCGGGUCCAAAACUCUGAUCCGCCUCCAUGAGCUGCAGUGAGAGGAGAGCAGCCCAGACAUCAAGAAUUGUGGGAGACAUUGCUAGCAGAAGGGAAAUUAUU